Penicillium malachiteum is the source of this 1488-nucleotide messenger RNA. RefSeq names its product NAD-dependent succinate-semialdehyde dehydrogenase. The transcript is spliced from 4 exons. The record is from RefSeq and is a predicted model, not a curated record. NCBI's taxonomy places the organism in Eukaryota, Fungi, Ascomycota, Eurotiomycetes, Eurotiales, Aspergillaceae. Gene Ontology annotation, molecular function: succinate-semialdehyde dehydrogenase (NAD+) activity. The coding region runs from base 1 to 1488 and encodes 495 amino acids.
AUGGGUUCUCUUCCUUUUACUCUCAAAAACCCGUCUCUGUUCCAAACUAAAGCAUAUAGCCACGGAGAGUGGAUUGAUGCUGCCUCGGGUGAAAUUUUUGAUGUAGAAGAUCCUGGCACUGGCAAAACAUUUGCCUCAUGUCCUGAUCUUGGACCGGAUGAUGUGGACGCUAUCGUUCAGUCUUCUCAGGCUGGGUUUGAAAAGUAUCGGGAUGUAAACCCUCGGAUUCGUGCCCAAUUAUUGCUGAAAUGGCAUGAACUCAUCAGGGAGAAUCGCGAUGAUAUUGCCACUAUCCUGACUUACGAGACGGGAAAACCACUUGCAGAAGCAUAUGGUGAAAUUGACUAUGCCACUGGCUUCACCUGGUGGUUUGCGGGGGAAGCCGAGCGUAUUCGUGGUGACAUUAGUACUCCAGCUGCACCAAACCGGAGAGUCCUGGUCAUCAAGCAGCCCAUUGGAGUAUGCGUCGCACUGGUUCCUUGGAACUUCCCUAUUGCUAUGAUUCUUCGAAAGGUCGGCGCGGCUCUUGCUGCCGGGUGCACAAUGAUCGCCAAACCCUCACCAGAAACCCCAUUAACCACCCUUGUUCUCGCAUAUCUUGCUAAGAAGGCCGGCUUUGACAAGGGUGUUUUCAAUGUGGUUACAACCUCAAACAAAAACACACCCGCGGUCUCUGAAGCGCUCUGCAAGCAUUCGUUGGUUCAUAAGGUUUCAUUUACUGGAUCCACCAACGUUGGCAGUAUUAUUGCCGGCCAUUGCUCUGUUGGAUUGAAGAAAGUCACACUUGAGCUUGGUGGUAACUGCCCAUUUAUUAUCUUUGACGAUGCAAAUCAGGACCAAGCGCUUGCCCAACUUCAUACGCUUAAAUGGCGCCAUGCUGGGCAGGCAUGCGUCACUGCCAAUCGUAUAUAUGUGCAAGAAGGAAUUUAUGAAGAGAUCUUGGCCAAGAUGGUUGCUCACGCAGAGAGCUUACGUGUGGGUCAUGGUGGAGGAUCCGUGGAUAUGGGACCUCUGACCACUUCAAGAAGUGUUGAAAAGGCCAUCCGGCAAGUCAAAGAUGCGGUCCAACGCGGCGCAAAGGUUGUACAUGGUGGAAACCCUGGUGUCGAUGGUGGAUAUUUCUUUGAUCCGACUAUCCUACGUGAUAUGGAUGGAACCAUGAGUAUCACCCACGAGGAGAGCUUUGCUCCAAUCGCAGCUGUCUACAAGUUCAAGACGGAAGCUGAAGUUUUGAAGCUUGCCAACGAUACUGAAAUGGGACUUGCGAGCUAUGUGUUUACGAAAAACAUUGAUCGCACGUGGCGCAUGAUGGACAAGUUGGAAGCAGGAAUGAUUGGUGUCAACACCGGAAAUUCCUCUGCCGCAGAGACACCUUUUGGCGGAAUGAAAAUGUCCGGAUAUGGUAAAGAGUCUGGUAAGGAUGUCGCAGUUGCGGAAUAUCUUGUCUCUAAGACGUGUACUAUGACUAUUGAGGAUGUGUCUGAGUAA